This is a messenger RNA of Polyodon spathula (Mississippi paddlefish), 1575 nucleotides long. Its product is annotated as cytoplasmic dynein 2 heavy chain 1-like. Gene Ontology annotation, cellular component: dynein complex. The record is from RefSeq and is a predicted model, not a curated record. Gene Ontology annotation, biological process: microtubule-based movement. The coding region runs from base 1 to 1575 and encodes 524 amino acids. The transcript is spliced from 9 exons. Lineage: Eukaryota; Metazoa; Chordata; Actinopteri; Acipenseriformes; Polyodontidae. Gene Ontology annotation, molecular function: minus-end-directed microtubule motor activity; dynein light intermediate chain binding; dynein intermediate chain binding.
AUGACACAAGAAUUCCCUCUUUCUAUCUUUAAUCUGCAGAACGACUUUGUUGUGGAUACCAGUCUGGUGGGGACAGUCUUGAAUGGGCUGUCACACCUUAGUGGUGUCAGGGAGCGAGGGCAGUUUGUUGUCAGUCUCAUCAGGGGUCUUGGCAGCAAUAUAAAUCUGAAAUCACGGCAGGAGUUUGCAAAAGAGGUUCUAAGCUGGGCCCGUGAAAGCCCACCUGAUCCAAGGAAGCCUCUGGACACAUUUUAUGACCCUCAGACGGGACGCCUCAAAGCUUAUCUGCUGGAGAAGCCAGAAAAUCUGUCUGCAGAUGAUUUCACUAACCCUCAGAACCUUCCAGUCAUUCAAACACCCGACAUGCAGAGGGGUCUUGAUAACUUCAAGCAAUGGCUCAGCUCUGAAAACAGGCAGCCCUUUAUUUUAGUAGGACCUGAGGGCUGUGGAAAAGGAAUGCUCCUGCGAUAUGCCUUCUCCCAGCUCAGAUCCACACAGGUUGCCACUGUGCAUUGCAGUGCUCAGACCUCCUCUCGUCAUAUUCUGCAGAAGUUGAUGCAGACCUGUCUAAUACUCAGCUCCAACACCGGACGAGUCUACAGACCUAAAGAUUGUGAACGCCUUGUUUUGUACUUAAAGGACAUCAACCUGCCAAAACCAGACAAAUGGGGAACCAGCAAUCUAAUAGCUUUUCUUCAGCAGGUGCUGACCUAUCAUGGAUUUUACGAUGAUAAUCUGGAGUGGGUUGGACUGGAGAACAUUCAGAUUGUGGCUUCAAUGUCCGCAGGGGGUACAGUGGGAAGACAUGUCCUAACGACUAGAUUUACGUCAGUUGUUCGCAUAUGUACAAUCGAUUAUCCUGACAGAGACCAACUGCAGACUAUCUACAGUGCUUAUCUUCAGCCUGUGCUACACAGGAACCUAAAAAGCCACCCAGCCUGGGGUUCAGCAGGCAAAAUACACCAGCUGGCUGGAUCCAUGGUGCAGGUGUAUGAGCAGGUCAGAGUGAAAUUUACAGUUGAUGACUACAGUCACUGCCUGUUCACUCCCUGCAUUCUCACGCAGUGGGUGCUCAGCUUGUUUAGAUAUGAUUUAACUGGAGUAGACCUUGUUUUAGAAGUUAUAGCUUACGAAGGACAGCGUCUCUUCCGGGAUCGUCUUGUGAGCACAAAGGACAUCAAUGCAUUUGACAACAUUUUGAUGUCAGUGAUUCGUGGAGACUGGGGUUCAGAUGUGCUAGAAAAUAUGGCAGACUCUUACUAUGUCACCUGGGGAGCUCCUCAUGAGGCUGGUGCAGUAAUAGCUCCUGGGCAGCCUUUACCUUCACACGGAAAACCACUGGGUAGACUGAGCUCCAUGGAUUUGAAGGAAGUUAUCCACAAGGGCAUAAUCCAGUAUGGAAGAGACAACAGGGAACUGGACAUCCUGAUUUUCCACGAGGUCCUUGAAUACAUGUCCAGAGUGGACAGAGUCUUGAGCUGUUACACAACACAGGACCCCCCCAGUGACGACACUACCACCUGCCUUGCAUGUCUUAAGUGGAGUGGGCCGUCGUACUGCCACCUCUGUGGUUAG